AUGGAAGGAUGUGUAGUCUUUGGAACAAUAUCACAUUUUGAAAGCUGCGAUCAAUUUUAUAUCGUAAUUGAUGGCACUGUUCCAAGCAUCGAAAUCAAAACAGAUGAGCUGGUUCAGAUAUGGUGGAUUCCUUCUAUAUUUGAUCAGUUUCUUGUUCGAUCUGGCAAUGAAUUCUUUCGAUGUACUCGGUUACCGUUAAGUGAUGAAACUUUGGAUCCUUUAAUAUGCAUGACCCUUUAUCUUUUUGACACUGGUGAAAAAUUCAACAUGGCAAUUUGUGACAUGGAUUUAGACAUGAUGUACAUUCUUCCCGACAAUUUAAAAGAGUCUCCUGCACUGGCAAAAAGAUGUAAAUUAAAUAAACUGAGAAUUGACCACGACUUCGAUGACGAAGCUUCUUUUCUCAUGAACAACAUUCACCAGAAGUUUACAUUUGAAGUGGUAGCAGUAAGAAACGACGAUAUGAAAGUUAAUGUUUAUCCAAUUUGGAACCAUAAAUUAAUUGAUGAUACAAUUCAAGAAGUUUCCAAAUCACCACCUGAAAUAAGCAAAGAAACAUUUACUGAAAAACAAUUGGAAAUUUGGCAUGAAGAGCCAUUAAACACUGAGAAUGCUCAAUUGGCUGUUCAAGGAUUUGUUACACACGACGAUGAAAAUUUAUGCAAGUUUUAUGAACCAGAGACUGGCGGAUGCUUCAAAGGCGGUCGUUGUAAGCAGCUUCAUAUUCCCGAAAUAAAAGAUGGAGCAUGUCGCGAUCGAAUAAAAAUUCUUUCUUUGGACAUUCCAGUUUCAUUCCGAAAGCCAAUUUUGCAUUCAAGAGUUUCCAUUCGUGUCAUCAGCUUUUAUAGUGUCAACAAAUUCUGGUGUAGUUAUGUAAAGCGUAAACAUACAUCAACAGAAUCUGAAGUUAAGACGUUAAUGUAUCUAAUGAAUGAACAAGACGAAGUCAAAGAGUAUAAAAACAUUAAAGAAUUGCCAAGCAUCCAUCAACUUGUCUCUAUGGAAAGUUUCUUCGUGGACGUGUCGAGUCUGAUGGAAAUUGUUGACAUUCAGCCACUACCUGAAAAAUCCAACACAGCUGAAGUCGCUAAAAUUAUUCUGGAACAUCAAGAAAAGUGUAAAUUUCUGAUUGCUAUAAUUUUCGAGAAUGUUGACGGAAUAAAAUGCAAACUUUACAAUUUCGAUGACGAUGAUUUAUCACAAGAACUCAUCGGGCUGCAACUCGUUGCUGAAAAGGAAAUUCAACGACCAAACAUUGAUGAACAUGAAACGAUUCCAGUUUAA
This is a messenger RNA of Clunio marinus, 1284 nucleotides long. NCBI's taxonomy places the organism in Eukaryota, Metazoa, Arthropoda, Insecta, Diptera, Chironomidae. The record is from the annotation of a GenBank genome assembly.